GGUGAAUUGGAAGUUGGAAGGCGGAUGGCUGGUCGCCAAUCACUGUAGCUUUUACAACACUGAUGAGAGAUCUAGCGCGCGAAGGGACACGAGACCACUCCCUAAUUAUUAUUGACUAGGCCAUAGUCAACAACGCCGGCACACCGAGGGUUGUUUUCAGAUUCGUAUAUGGCCGGUAGGCUCCUCAUCGGACGUGGAAUUGACAGAAAACUUAAAUUAUGCUGCACAACAUCACCGCAGAAAAUUAUUCCUUUUGGGAUUUUAAGGGAGAAGUGGAUUACGUAGACAAAUGGUUUCUCAUGUCUACUCCAAUACCAGUCCUGUCAAUAUGGAUAGCAUACCUCGCGUUUGUUCUAAAAAUUGGACCAGAGUUCAUGAAAAAGCGACCUCCUUUCAGUUUGAAUAAUGUUCUCAUAUUAUACAACGUUUUUCAAAUUAUGUUCUCCUGCUUCGUUUUCUAUGUGGGCUAUGAUCUGCUGCAGCGAAAUGGUUUGUUUUUGCAAAGAAAAUGUUUAUCUGACAGUGAGGAUUUAAAACAUUAUACUGCAGUUGGAAUAUAUUAUUACUUUUUUGCAAAAUUGACGGAAUUGUUCGACACAGUUUUCUUUGUUCUAAGAAAGAAAGAUCGUCAAGUAACUUUUCUUCAUGUGUACCAUCAUUCAAUCACAUUACUGAGCAGCUGGGGAGCAUUGAAAUAUGAACCAUCUUACAGCACUAUAUUCCUCGGGACACUCAAUUCAUUUGUACAUAUAGUUAUGUAUACAUACUACGGACUAUCGGCAUUUCCCGAUCUCACUAAAUACUUAUGGUGGAAAAAGUAUAUAACAACUAUGCAACUGAUACAAUUUUUACUUAUUGUUCUUCAAGUUGUUGUUAAUUACAAAGUGUCUUCAUGUCGACCUUCUUAUGGUUUGCUUUUAACGAUGGUAUUGAAUGCCACAUUAUUCAUCUUUUUGUUUGGUGAUUUUUAUAUAAAGUCGUAUAAGAAUAAAAGUAAAAUAGAUAACUCAACAGGAACAAAAACCGAAAUCAGAGAAAAAUCCAAAAUUAAAUAUACUACUGUGAUAAACAAUUACAAAAAUAAGAACAAUUAAUAAAAUAAAA
Molecule: messenger RNA, 1104 nt
Organism: Papilio xuthus (Asian swallowtail)
Lineage: Eukaryota; Metazoa; Arthropoda; Insecta; Lepidoptera; Papilionidae
Product: elongation of very long chain fatty acids protein AAEL008004
Exons: 6
Coding region: 219-1094 (291 amino acids)
Biological process (GO): sphingolipid biosynthetic process; fatty acid elongation, monounsaturated fatty acid; fatty acid elongation, polyunsaturated fatty acid
Cellular component (GO): endoplasmic reticulum membrane
Molecular function (GO): fatty acid elongase activity
Source: RefSeq, a predicted model, not a curated record